AUGGCUGACGUAAAACCCUCUCCCGCGAUGCUCGACAUGGAAGCCAAACCUGCACUCGCGCCCGACACAUCCCUCGAAGCCACCACGACGUCAACCGACCUUGUCCCCACGACAGACCAAACAAUCAUCACCACCAACGCAGACGGCAAAAAAGUCAAAAAGAUCAUCCGCCGCAAGCGCCGGCCUGCGCGCCCCCAAGUCGACCCCGCAACCCUCAAACCGCAAGAAAUCGCCCAAACAGGAAACAUCUACAACGUCUGGUACAACAAAUGGUCUGGCGGCGACCGCGAAGACAAAUACCUCUCUCAAACCGCGGCGCCUGGCCGCUGCAACAUUGCAAAAGACAGUGGCUACACCAAAGCGGAUAAAACACCCGGCUCCUACUUUUGCCUCUUCUUCGCACGCGGCAUGUGUCCGAAAGGUGUAGACUGCGAGUACCUGCACCGUUUACCCACUGUCACAGACAUCUUCCCCAGCAACGUGGAUUGUUUUGGGCGUGACAAGCAUGCUGAUUACAGAGACGACAUGGGUGGUGUAGGUACCUUUCAGCGCCAGAACCGCACCCUGUACAUCGGCCGCAUACACCCUACUGACGAUAUCGAAGAAGUAGUUGCGCGCCACAUGCAGGAAUGGGGCGAGAUUGAACGCACGCGUGUGCUGACGGCACGUGGUGUGGCGUUCGUCACGUAUCUCAACGAAGCCAACUCGCAGUUUGCAAAGGAGGCGAUGGCGCACCAGGCGUUUGACCACGGCGAGAUUCUCAACGUGAGAUGGGCAACUGUAGACCCGAAUCCACAGGCGGCAAAGCGCGAGGCACGGCGUAUAGAAGAGCAGGCCGCGGAGGCGAUAAGAAAAGCGCUGCCGGCUGCGUAUGUAGCAGAGCUUGAGGGCAGGGACCCCGAGGGCAAGAAGAGGAGGAAGAUGGAGGGCAGUUUUGGUUUGCAAGGAUACGAAGCACCGGACGAUGUGUGGUAUGCAAAGGAAAAGGCAGAGUGGGAGGACAGGAAAAGGAUUGAAAAUGGUGGUGGUGGGGAGCACAUGAUGAUUGAACAGGGCCAUGAGGAGGCGGCGUCGGCACAGCAGAAUGCGUAUGCCGCACAGGCUGCCCCACAGCAGGAUUCUGGAAACAGUGGUAUUUUGUCUGGUGCUACGCUUGCGGCCCUGAAAGGGUACACGGCUACGGCGUCGAGUAGCAACAAACGGCCCGCGCCCAAGGCGGGGCUGUUGGUAGAUUAUGGCAGUGAUAGCGAUUGA
Messenger RNA from Pyrenophora tritici-repentis Pt-1C-BFP, 1254 nucleotides. Its product is annotated as RRM multi-domain protein. Gene Ontology annotation, molecular function: pre-mRNA binding; metal ion binding; U6 snRNA binding. Gene Ontology annotation, cellular component: Prp19 complex; U2-type catalytic step 1 spliceosome; U2-type catalytic step 2 spliceosome. NCBI's taxonomy places the organism in Eukaryota, Fungi, Ascomycota, Dothideomycetes, Pleosporales, Pleosporaceae. The record is from RefSeq and is a predicted model, not a curated record.